This is a messenger RNA of Diaporthe citri, 732 nucleotides long. RefSeq lists its product as uncharacterized. NCBI's taxonomy places the organism in Eukaryota, Fungi, Ascomycota, Sordariomycetes, Diaporthales, Diaporthaceae. The coding region runs from base 1 to 732 and encodes 243 amino acids. The transcript has 4 exons. The record is from RefSeq and is a predicted model, not a curated record. Gene Ontology annotation, molecular function: hydrolase activity.
AUGGCAGCCAAGCAAUCCGAAGUACAAGAUACGUACCUCGCCCAGCCGGCAUCAUCAUCCUGCUGGCUCGGCACGAUCCACGAGGGGACGCCGUGUGGCAACCUGGAGACGAUCCUCGAUGUCCCCACAUACGUCUCGAGGCCUACGCCAGAAAGGGCAAAUGGCCACAUUAUCCUGUACUUCCCGGAUAUAUGGGGCAUGUCCAACAACGCCCAGCUGCUGAUGGACGCCUUUGCGGAUGCCGGCUUCUUGACGCUGGGAAUGGAUUACUUCAGGGGCGACCCAAUGUCCAAGUACCGCCAGUCGAUGAGUGACCCUGCCCCAGAAGGCUUCGACCGCGCCGCCUGGCGCGAAAAGCAUUGGAACUUUGCAAACGAAAAUGUUCCCAAGUGGUUUGAUGCUGUCAAGGCCAAGUACGGCAGUGAAACGACCAAGUAUGCCUGCACCGGCUACUGCUUCGGGGCUCCGUUCGUGUGUAACUUGCUCGCCGGUGACAGCAUUUCAGCCGGCGCAUUCGCACACCCAACGGCGUUGAAGGAAGAACACUUCUUGAGCUUGAGGCAGCCGCUUCUAAUGUCUUGUGCUGAGAAUGAUCACGCGUUCGAUACUGGCUCGAGGAGAAAGGCUCUUGACAUCCUGCAGAGGGAGAAAAAGAGGUACCACAUGCAACUGUUCCAAGGCGCGGCGCAUGGUUUCGCAGAUGGUGCAAGGAGCAAAGCCUACGAGCAAUAG